Molecule: messenger RNA, 3115 nt
Organism: Physeter macrocephalus (sperm whale)
Lineage: Eukaryota; Metazoa; Chordata; Mammalia; Artiodactyla; Physeteridae
Gene: HMGXB4
Product: HMG-box containing 4
Exons: 12
Coding region: 212-2017 (601 amino acids)
Source: RefSeq, a predicted model, not a curated record
CCGUGGGGACCACAAAGACGGUGGUCCUUGGGGCUCUUUGUAGCAGUAACCCGGUGUGGUGUGUACUCUUCGCGUGCGACCCAGUUUGAACGUACCUUCCGAGUGGGCUCUUCUCCAUCCAGGCCCAUUUCCCCCCAAAGCUGACCUGGUCCUGUAGACGGGAAGGAGCCUGGACACAGGGACCCAUUCUCAAAGGCCCGGCAGGACCGCCAUGGCUUAUGAUGACUCCGUGAAGAAAGAAGAUUGCUUUGAUGGUGAUCACAGCUUUGAGGACAUAGGGCUAGCUGCUGGCCGAAGCCAACGAGAAAAGAAACGUUCUUACAAAGAUUUUUUAAGGGAAGAGGAAGAAAUCGCUGCUCAGGUCAGGAAUUCUUCCAAGAAGAAGUUAAAGGAUAGUGAACUUUACUUCUUGGGGACGGACACGCAUAAGAAAAAGAGGAAGCACUCCUCUGAUGAUUACUACUAUGGAGAUAUUUCGUCUUUGGAGUCGUCACAGAAGAAAAAGAAAAAGUCUAGCCCACAAUCUGCUGAUACAGCUAUGGACCUGUUGAAAGCGAUCACUUCCCCUCUGGCAACAGGCACCAAGCCUUCCAAAAAGACAGGAGAAAAGUCCUCCAGUUCUUCAAGCCAUUCAGAGAGUAAAAAGGAACACCACAGGAAGAAAGUCAGCGGAAGCAGUGGGGAGCUGUCCCUGGAGGAUGGUGGUUCCCACAAAUCCAAAAAAAUGAAACCGCUCUAUGUGAACACAGAGACACUGACCCUUCGUGAGCCUGAUGGGUUAAAGAUGAAACUUAUUCUCUCACCAAAGGAGAAGGGAAGCAGCUCAGUUGAUGAGGAGUCUUUUCAGUACCCCUCUCAACAAGCGACUGUGAAAAAAUCCUCUAAGAAGUCAGCUCGGGAUGAGCAAGGUGCUUUACUCCUAGGACAUGAGUUACAGAGCUUUCUGAAAACAGCCCGGAAGAAGCACAAGUCAUCCUCAGACUCACGUUCGUCUCCUGGCCCUGAAGGCUGUGGGUCUGAUGCCUCCCAGUUCCCAGAAUCCCACAGUGCUAACCUUGAUCUUUCAGGGCUUGAACCUAUUCUAGUAGAAUCAGACUCCUCGUCUGGCGGGGAGCUAGAGGCUGGGGAGUUAGUGAUCGAUGAUUCUUACCGGGAAAUCAAGAAGAAAAAGAAGUCAAAGAAGAGCAAGAAGAAGAAGGACAAGGAGAAGCAUAAAGAGAAGCGACACUCCAAGUCCAAGAGAAGUUCGGGACUUCCCGCUGCAGCAGUGGGAGAGGUCCCAGCGCCGCCCGGCCCUCCUCCCAGCGUCCCGUACACUGGAGCAGCCGCCCCUCCUCCACCGCUUCCUGGCCUCCACACAGAUGGGCACAGUGAGAAAAAAAAGAAGAGAGAGGAGAAGGACAAAGAGAGGGACAGAGGAGAAAAGCCAAAAAAGAAGAACAUGUCGGCCUACCAGGUGUUCUGUAAGGAGUAUCGUGUAACCAUUGUGGCUGACCAUCCAGGCAUAGAUUUUGGGGAACUGAGCAAAAAACUGGCUGAGGUGUGGAAGCAAUUGCCAGAGAAGGACAAACUGAUUUGGAAGCAAAAAGCUCAGUAUCUGCAACACAAACAGAACAAAGCAGAAGCUACAACUGUGAAAAGAAAAGCAUCCAGCGCAGAAGGUUCCAUGAAAGUGAAAGCUUCCUCUGCAGGAGUACUGUCACCCCAAAAGAAAUCCCCACCCACCACCAUGCUGUUACCCGCCUCGCCAGCCAAAGCCCCUGAGACAGAGCCCAUCGACGUGGCUGCUCAUCUCCAGCUGUUGGGAGAGUCCCUGAGCCUCAUUGGACACCGCCUGCAGGAAACCGAGGGCAUGGUUGCUGUGUCCGGCAGUCUGUCAGUGCUUCUGGAUUCCAUCAUCUGUGCGCUUGGCCCCUUGGCGUGUCUGACCACACAACUACCUGAGUUGAAUGGCUGUCCCAAACAGGUCUUGUCAAACACACUAGACAACAUUGCUUACAUCAUGCCUGGACUGUGACAGCAAAGACUCCUGGGACAGAAACCUUAUCCUGCCUGUUGCUGGCUUGUGUAUAUGUGACUGUUCCAGAUCCCUCCACUGGCAUCUGGGUAUUUUAAUUUAUCCUGUAAAUUUCUGUAUAUAUAAUUUAAAAACAAGAGCCUCCACCAGCAACAGCAUGUGGAAGAUACAGAUUUGUCAUUUCUGCCUCCCUUCCUUCCUCUGGUCUCCUCUGCAAACUCCAAAUCAUCUACACUUUAAGGUAUCGUGCCUCAAAAAGGAAUCAUUAUGUUGGGAUUCCAGUUCUUUACAAAUGAAUAAUGUCAAGAAAGUAAAUUAAAAGGAAUGUUACCAUUCCCAGCUGCCCUAAUUUCCAAAGAACCAGGCUUUUGCUUCCCAGUUCCAAAGAAAACAGUUGAGCGCUUCAGCGUUGUUUUUAAAUUUGGUUUGAGAGUCCAUGUCGAAACUAAGCUCUGAGGUGACUGCUUUCUUCCCUUGGCCUGGACAGAGCACUGCAGCAUCAAAGUAGAUCUUUGAGGACAGUGCCGCCAGCCUAUUUAAUUCUGCUGCAUCCUAUUUAAUUCUUUCCUUUUUUCCCACCAGUGUGGUCACAGGGCUGUGUUUCUUAAAGGUAUUCUGGCUGCUGAAUGCCUUUCUCACCUCAGAGCAGUUUUGAAAUUUAACUGGGAAACAGAAGGAAACAGGAAUGCUUGGGAACCAAAAUCACGAAGAGCAGAAAUCCUGGUUUAAUUUUGUGUGUUAGCACCUAUCCCACGCCUCCUCUGUACCCAUGUCAGUUUUCUGUUUGACACAGGGUAUCAAGGAAGGGCCUCGGAGACGUGGAUUAGUACAGAAAGAAGUCAAUCCUACCAUUGUCAUUUGUACACAUUAAUGAAGUCCUGAUGAGGACCUGCUUUUUGUUUGUUUGUUUUCCUUUAAGAUCCAAACCUAUUGUAUUUGUAUUUAAAAUUUGUACACAUUUGUAUAAUAAUCUGUUCCUUGUGGUAUUUGGUACUAUUAGAGGAAAAACUUUGGAUUCAGACCUUCUUGCAGUUUUUAUAUCAUUGUUUUAUUUUGUUUUUUAAAUAAAUUCUAGCUGUUUGAUCCAAAUCCCAUUAC